AGCCCCAUCUCCACCACACCCUCCCCGCCCGCCCUCGACAAAGCAGCGGGGAGCGCAGCAGCGGCCAGGCCAGCGCUGACGCCUCACCGCUAGCUUCUCCGGUGAUCGCUCACGCGGCACCGCCUCCCCGCGCCCUCCCCGCACCCGGAUUUCCCCCGGCGCCGGCGCAUAGAGCGGCGGCGGUCUAGCGGGGGCCCGGAGCGGGGCACCACCCCCCGAUGGCCGACGCUCUCCUCCUCCCGCGCCGCUUCCUCACCCCGCCGUCCUCCGCCGCCCCCGCCUCCUCGUCGUCCGCCUCCUCGUCCGCGCCGUCUCGCUGGGCGCUCUCGUCGCCCGGCUCGCCGCGGCGGGCGCGCCUGGCGGCCGCUCACCCGCACCCGCGGCCCCGCCGGCUCGCUCGGCACAAGGUUUAUGCAGCAGACCCAGAGAGUGGCGCCGGUGAGCAACCACAAUGGUGGGAGAAAAAUGUUGGGCCAAACAUGAUUGACAUCCACUCCACAGUGGAGUUCUUAGAUGCACUGAGAGAUGCUGGAGACAGGCUUGUUAUUGUUGAGUUCUACGGAACCUGGUGUGGUUCAUGCCGGGCACUCUUUCCAAGGCUCUGCCGGUCAGCUUUGGAGAAUCCUGAUAUAUUGUUUCUAAAAGUAAAUUUUGAUGAAAACAAACCUAUGUGCAAACGACUGAAUGUCAAAGUCCUUCCUUUCUUCCAUUUUUACCGUGGAGCUGAUGGGCUACUGGAGGCUUUCUCCUGUUCCUUAGCUAAGUUUCAAAAGCUGAAGGAUGCCAUUGCAAUUCACAACACUGCUCGUUGCAGCAUUGGCCCACCCGUUGGCGUUGGGUAUGUUGAUUUGUUGGAUAGUGCGAGCCAACAGGAGAAACCUGCGGAAGCUAGCCCACGGUAGAUUCUACAACAUGGGUUCCCCACCAUCCAUCACUUCUAUAUCGUCCUGCUCAUUUACCCCCACUAUUGUUCUUACCCUAAUCAGCUCAGGAGAAUCUUUGGAUUCCCCGGUUCACGAAUCAGAUGUUGUAUGGAUUAUUGUUUCGCACUCUUGAAAGGGAAAAUGUGUAUUAUAGCAUGCGAAACUUUUCCCUUUCUUGGACAGAAGAACCAUAGAGUUGUACAUCAUUUUAGGGGAAGAUGCCACGAAGAAUUAAGCGCCAAUGCGGGCUGUUUUCUGUAGCCAAUUCAUUGCUUUUGGGCAUGUCUCCACCCUUAACAUAUUGUACUUUACUGUAUUCCUGAAUGUUCUUCUGGUUUGAGUGCUAUCAGUC
Molecule: messenger RNA, 1275 nt
Organism: Setaria italica (foxtail millet)
Lineage: Eukaryota; Viridiplantae; Streptophyta; Magnoliopsida; Poales; Poaceae
Product: thioredoxin-like 2, chloroplastic
Exons: 4
Coding region: 219-902 (227 amino acids)
Biological process (GO): cell redox homeostasis
Source: RefSeq, a predicted model, not a curated record